This is a messenger RNA of Venustampulla echinocandica, 1887 nucleotides long. RefSeq lists its product as uncharacterized. Bases 1 to 1887 code for a protein of 628 amino acids. Lineage: Eukaryota; Fungi; Ascomycota; Leotiomycetes; Helotiales; Pleuroascaceae. The transcript is spliced from 6 exons. The record is from RefSeq and is a predicted model, not a curated record.
AUGGCCUCAUCCCUGAGUGCCGCUGAACUAGGCAAUGUUCGGGCUUUGUUCGAACAACAUGCUCUCAUAUAUGACACUAUUGGCAAGACCUGGGCACCUACAUCCUUAUGUCUUUGGUCCAAAGAUGCUCAAAUACCUGGGAAGGUGACAAUCCUUAGUCAAUAUGGAGAUCUGAAGGAUUUCUUCGUCGGCAUACUAAAAGUUAAGAUUCAUGACCUUGGCAUGCUUGUCGAUGAACUCAGCCAGGUCGCGAGUUCGAAACUCACAGUGGAUGAUGUGAAGAGUCUCAUCUGGCAGAUAAAUAGUUUCUCUCCGUCACGCAAGGCUCUCGAAAAACUGAAAACUUUACCAAUUUUCCCAGUGAAAGCGGCAAGCAGAGGAUUGGACCCGGCCGUGCUGCGAGUUAGAAAUGAGAAGUUUUCAAUCAUCGACCGCCAACCAUGGGCCGAUGCAUUCCAGGGCAGAAUCGACUUUCUUGAUUUUAACCUCGAAGAGGUCCGGAAAUUGCAGCAUUUCUUGUCUUCUUUCGAUUUUGAGAAUUAUUAUUUGUCUCGUGCUAUAGCAGAGACGUCAUCGUUCCAGGGUGAGGUUCGAGAGCCCAAGCAGCAAACGGACGAGACAGCUAAGAACUCUCAGGAAUUUAGUGCACACUCAGAGAGCGUUGAGACUGUAACGGUUGAAGUACACAAGAGCAAGCUUCACAUCUCUGAAGAUUCUGGAGUUCUGAAGAUGUACGUUCCGAAGGACAGGAAGGACCAAGAACUCUGUUUCCUUCAGCUUUUGCCAACAAAGCUUUUCAACGAGGUGAUGAUGGGAAAGAAAACCAACAAUUCAACAGUAGCAUCUGACUCUGAAGCUGUCAGAAUCAUAGCUGCCCUCUUCAUGUCUAGUGAUGAAGUUGUCUGCGAUUUAUUGGAUGACGCAGACCACUCGCGGGUCAAUAGGGAGAUUGAACUAGAUGCACCACCGAGGGAGGAUAGAGGACAAAGAGCAGAAGAAAGUGCCUCUUCACCCGGAUCUAGACUUUUGUCUCCAACCCCCCCUUCUUGCUACAGGACCAAUUAUCGAGCAGCAACACCCACAUAUCGCCAGCCUUCCACUAGCUCUUUCAUCUCACGCCCUUCUGCACCCCAGAGGAACGAACCUUCGCCCUUUUCGGACAAUAGUGGGCAAGCAGAAUAUCGUAGGCUGCUCAGCAAUGUCAUUGCAGCAGCGAAAAGCCAGAGAGGUGGAUUUCCAACCCGAGGAGCAUUCAACCUCGAUAAUUUGCUUAACGCUCUCCCCAUCGAAUCAGAUGCCGAGCCAGUUUCUUAUGGCCUUCCCUUCGGCGUCAGAAGCGAGAACCAGCUUGCUCAUGACAUGAAAAUAGGCGCGGUCGGGGAACUAUACGCGUUUGAAAUUCUAUCCCGAUUGGAAGCCCACAUUCCUGGGUUUGAUCGCGGCAACUGGCAGAGCACUAUCCGCCGACAUGUGACUGUUCAUGAAGACUAUUACGGCAUGGACCCAUGGAAAGGAGCGGAGACUGCCGAUAUCACCUACGACGACACAGAAGGAGAGUUCACCAAGCUCUUGGUGGGAAACGAGUAUUUGGAAGAUAUUUGGAUUGGGGCCAAGCCCAAAUUCUACCUCGAGGUAAAAGCGACUACGAAAGAAUGCAACACUCGGUUCUUCGUAAGCAAGAGCCAAUAUCAAAGGAUGGAGCGGAUGAGAUUGAUAGCUGGAGAAGUCUCCCCUGAGAUUUACAUCAUUCUUCGUGUGUUCAACCUCGGCAAGGAUACCAUCGACAUGCGCCUCUUUGUGGAUCCGAAGAGGAUCGAGGAUGGAGGGAGUUUGACUUUUACUCCAGAAUCGUACUCUGUCUUACCAGCAGGAAGUACCAACACUUGA